GUUGUCGAUCAGCUGUUCAUUUACAUACUGCCGUAUGAUGUUAUUUUGUGUUUGUUUUGACUUUACGAGCAGCAGCACGCGCACAAUCUAGUUGCAGAACAGAUUAAAAGAUGCACGACUGUUUGUAAAGAACUUUGCACUAUUAGGAAAGACCGAGUUAGUGUGAGUUACUCAAACAAGAAGAGUGCAAGACUUAAAAGCACCACACGCUCUCUCAAUUCUGUGAUAAAGCACAAUUUGUGAAAAUGUUCUUUUCAUUUUUCAUUUUUUGAAUCGUAUUUCUUAAAAUGUCUGGACGCGUUCUGAAUCAGGAAUGGUGGAGUGUCUCGCGGAACUUCCAGUCAUGCUUUAACUAAACUUACCAGAAAUAGUCAUGGAGGUGUUGGACCCAGAGGAGCAGUUCCUCAAGGAUGCCAGGAAUGGGAACUUGGAGAGUAUCCAGAGGCUUUUGAUGUCCAAGAUAAAGGAGGAGGCCAAAAUCGAUAUCAAUUGCAAAGGCAAGAGCAAAUCUAAUCAUGGAUGGACGCCUCUUCAUCUGGCCUGUUAUUUUGGACACAAGGAUGUUGUUGAGGUUUUACUGAAGGCAGGAGCAGAUACCAAUUUGCCAAAUAAUGUUGGAGACACGCCCCUCCAUAAAGCAGCAUUCACUGGGAGAAAGGAGGUUGUGAUGUUGCUCCUUCAGUACGAUGCUUGUCCUUCUGUCAUCAAUGGGACGGCACAGAUACCCAAAGACAUCACCCAGAAUAUAGAGAUCAAAAGCAUGUUGGAGGCUGCGGAAAGAACUGAGGAGAGGAAGCUAGAGGAGCAGAUGUUGGAGGCGGCUCGGGAAGGAGCCUUAUCUACCCUCACAAGACUGCUUAACAUGAAGAAACCACCGAACAUAAACUGCACGGAUCUACUGGGCAAUACGCCGCUGCAUUGUUCUGCUUACAGAGGCCAGAAACAAUGUGCCGUUAAACUCCUGCAACACAGUGCCAACCCCAACGUCAAGAAUAGAAACGAUCAGACAGUUUUUGACUUGGCUAAUGAUGAGGAAAUGAAGCAGAUCAUUGCAGGCAAUGUUAUGAAAGGAAUGACGCGCUAUGUUAAAACGGUUGAGGGACCUCUUUGGAAGAGCUCAAGGUUCUUCGGAUGGCGCUCCUACUGGGUGGUUCUUCUAGAUGGGGUCUUGUCAUGGUACCCCAAAAAGCCAGAUGCAGAAUCAAACACACGGAGGAAAGGUUGCAAACCCCUAACGCAAGCGCAGUGCAUGAUUAAAGCGAAAGAUAACGGCUAUUUCACAGUCAAAUGCUUUGAUGACAGUGUUCACAAUUUCAAAGUCCCGCAGAAAAACAACACGGACGCCACCAGAAAAAGAUGGCUUGAAGCAAUAGAGGAACAUUCAGCUUUCAGCACACAUUACUGCUCUCAGGACCCCGACAGUGACGAAGAGGAGGAUAAUGUUGUGACUGUGGUCGAGCUGUCUCAUUCGCUUCAGCUCGCUGAGGCCCACCAUCAAAAGUUUGAGACAGAGGUGUUGGCCCUCCUGUCCAUGGUGAAAGAAGAUGGACUUGCGGAACGAUUCCCUGCUGCAGUUGUUCACAAGCUACAAGAGGUGUGUGCGGCCUCAACUGAAACCUGUUCCUCAUUGCAACAGUGUCUGGGACUUUUUUCCAAACAGGAAGGGUUAUGCAGAUCAAAACUGGAGCAUGAGGUUGAGAAGAAUAAAAUCUUGUCUGAAGCUCUUCAGACUUUGGCUACAGAACAUCAUGAGUUGGAGCAGUCAGUGGUCAAAGGAUCGUCGCCCCGCAGCGCUCUCAGUGAGGACGAGUUCUACGACGCUCUGUAUGCAGAAGAUUCAGAUUCUGAGCCCGUUGUGAGCGCUUUUGAGACGGGCGGCCACUUGUACGAGGACAGAGAAGACACCAAGUCUGAGAUCUACUCCAGCGUCCGAAGUCAUCUCAUUGGCAGGAUGUCCCGGGAAGAGGAGGAUGAUGAGGGGGCCAGGGUGAAUGGAUUGAAGAGGCACAGAACAAGCUUGCCAGCUCCCAUGUUCUCCAGAAAUGACUUUAGUAUCUGGAGUAUAUUGAGAAAGUGCAUUGGGAUGGAACUGUCUAAGAUCACCAUGCCUGUCAUUUUUAAUGAGCCGUUGAGUUUUCUGCAAAGGCUUACAGAAUACAUGGAGCACACAUACCUCAUCCAUCAGGCUAAUGUCUUAGAAGACUCCAUUGAGAGAAUGAAGAGUGUGGCAGCGUUUGCCGUAUCAGCUGUGGCAUCGCAGUGGGAAAGGACGGGGAAACCCUUCAACCCUCUGCUAGGAGAAACAUAUGAGUUAGUCAGGGAAGAUCUUGAUUUCCGGUUGAUAUCGGAACAAGUGAGCCACCAUCCUCCCAUAAGUGCCUUUCACGCUGAGGGUCUCCAGAAGGACUUCGUGUUCCAUGGCUCCAUCUACCCCAAACUGAAGUUCUGGGGCAAGAGUGUGGAAGCCGAACCAAAGGGCAUUAUCACUCUAGAACUUCCUAAGCAUAAUGAGGCCUACACAUGGACGAACCCAACGUGUUGUGUCCACAACAUCAUUGUAGGACAACUGUGGAUCGAACAAUACGGGAAUAUGGAGGUUAUUAAUCACAGGACUGGCGAAAAAUGCUGCCUGAAUUUCAAACCUUGUGGCCUUUUUGGGAAAGAAUUGCAUAAGGUUGAAGGCUACAUCCUGGAUAAAAGCAAAAAGAAAGUGUGUGUCCUUUACGGGAAAUGGACAGAGUGCAUGUACAUAGUAGACCCAGUGACGUUCGAAGCUCACAAAAAGAACGAUAAAAAAGCGUUGGAAGAGAAGAAAAGCAGUAAACAGUCAUCGGUUGCAGAAUCAGAGGAAACACCUCAACAAGGGGGUGGAGAUUCACUGGAGGUCAUACCAGGCAGUCAGCUGUUGUGGAGAAUAGCACCUCGACCAGCUAACUCAGCCCAAAUGUACAGCUUCACUUCCUUCGCAAUGCAACUUAAUGAGCUGGACAACGAGAUUGAAGCAGUGAUCCCUAAAACAGACAGUAGACUGAGGCCGGACAUACGAGCUAUGGAGAACGGAGACAUUGAUCUGGCCAGUGAGGAGAAGAAACGAUUGGAGGAAAAACAGAGAGCGGCACGUAAGAACCGUUCCAAGUCAGAUGAAGAAUGGAAGAUGAGGUGGUUUCAUCAAGGUCCAAAUCCACACAACGGUUCUCAGGACUGGCUGUUGGCUAGUAGCAACGGCUACUGGGACCGUGAUUAUUCCCAAGUACCAGACAUAUACUGACCCACCAGAACUGUGCACUAUCGUUGAUAUACUGUAUAGUCAAGACUAUCCGUUAUAUAACUAUAAAAACAUUCAGAGGUGGACUUUUAUGGGGUUUAAGAUACUUUUUAUUUGAACUCACUGCUCUGUAUAGCUGAAUUAUUAAGUUUUUAUAUUUGUCUUAAUUAUGCCAUGAAAUAUUUAAAUGCAUCUGCAACAUAAUAUUGGCUUUAGGAACUACAGAUUGUAGCAUAUCAAGGAAGAGGAUAAUCACAAGCUGGACUUGACAUAGUAAUAUCAGUGAAGAUAAUAGCAAAAGGAAAUGAUGAUGUCAUAGAUUUGGGUGUCCUCCAAGGCUCAAGUCUGGGUCCAUUUCACUUUACAUUUCUUAAGUUUGUAACAUUCCCACUGUGUUAAAAGUCAAAUACUGUAUAAAAAUAAAAUGUUUUGUUGUAAAUUGACUAUUAAGGCCCAGGUAUACUUCGUUUUUUUGCGUGUUUGACACAUUCCAACUACAACUGCUACUACUCAUUAGCUCAGUCAACAGCAGGCAAAUGCGCUUAUGAUGUACACAGAUGAGUACUGUCCAUGUAUCAAGAAAAUCUGGGCCGCACGCGGACAGUCCGCAGACUGUGCUGAUGACAAAUUUCUAUUAGCAACGCGGGCAACCAAGUAUACUUUGGCCUUUACAUGUUUUGAUUUUAACAUUUUAAAGCACAUUCACAGUUCAUAUACCACACAUACAGUGUUAGAAGAUUUCUGCUGCUCAGUCGGUUUGUGAUGUUGAUUUUAUUUUGAGAGAACUCUAUGGUGUCUGUUCUCACUAUUACAUUGACCAAUGUCUUAUUUUAUUUUUUAAAUAUAACAUUCUUAUAAUUCAAUUAUGUAUUAUAUUGGAUUAACUGUUUAGCUGUUUUUAACAAUUUGUUUAGGUAGUGAUUCAUUUUCUGUUGAAGUGCUUAAUGUGUGUUUGUGUGCACACGAGAGCAGAGAUCAAAUCGAAGGACUCUAAUAAUGUCAACUAUUUUAGCAGCAUGAACUGCAAACAACCAGGAACCUGUGAUGCUGCAUUGGUCAUUUGGUGUGGUAUACAUUUGAACUAAAUCUGUUUAUUUUUGUGAGUGUCCAGAUGUGUGUGUGUGUAUUUUUUUUUUUUUAAAUCUUAUCCCAAAUUUGCCUACAUUAUGAAUGUUGAGGAGAAUAAUAUUGUGCAUAAAAGGCAUUAAAGAUUGAAUGUAAUGUACAUAAUAAAAAAACUAAUA
Molecule: messenger RNA, 4509 nt
Organism: Xyrauchen texanus (razorback sucker)
Lineage: Eukaryota; Metazoa; Chordata; Actinopteri; Cypriniformes; Catostomidae
Product: oxysterol-binding protein-related protein 1-like
Exons: 28
Coding region: 374-3268 (964 amino acids)
Cellular component (GO): cytosol; intracellular membrane-bounded organelle; membrane
Molecular function (GO): protein binding; cholesterol binding
Source: RefSeq, a predicted model, not a curated record